AUGGACCGGAGGGACCGAGAUCGGGAUCGGUACCGCGACUCCUUCCGUUCCGACCGCCGUGAUAGCCGCGACCGUCGGCGAGACAGCCGCGAGCGGCGGCGGGACAGCCGCGAGCGCCGGGAGCGCGACAGGAGCCCUCGUCGCAGCCCACGACGAGAGGAGAGAUCUUGGAAGGAGGAGAGGCGUGACCGACGUGAUGAUGAUAGAGAUAAAGAUAGAGAAAAGGAUCGAGACAAGGACGACAGGGACGCCGAGAAGCCCGAAGAAGCGCGCUCGGCUGGAGGAGGUAGCGUCGCUGGUGCCAAGAUCCAUGAGGAGGUCAUCGGAGGCCGCACCAAAUACCGGGCGCGCCUGCCCUGCGGCUCCCUCGUGAUCCAAGGGCCUUUGCGAGCCCUCCGGGAGACCUCUGAGCAGGAUCUGGUGAAGAUGGAAGCAGCUUGGGUCAGCGAUGGCCUUCAGGGUGUGCAAAAGCUUCAGCCUGAGCUCUUCCGCAUCAGGGAACCCCGGGUGCCCAACAGACGGUGA
Messenger RNA from Durusdinium trenchii, 525 nucleotides. The record is from the annotation of a GenBank genome assembly. NCBI's taxonomy places the organism in Eukaryota, Dinophyceae, Suessiales, Symbiodiniaceae.